Molecule: messenger RNA, 6192 nt
Organism: Paramuricea clavata
Lineage: Eukaryota; Metazoa; Cnidaria; Anthozoa; Malacalcyonacea; Plexauridae
Source: the annotation of a GenBank genome assembly
AUGAAGCGAAAAUCGUGUUAUUUGUUCGCUGGAACAUUGUUGAUCUUAAUUUGUGUUAUUCGCGGCGGAACAAAAGGUCAGACUUUUAUAACUUUACUUAUUAUAAAGUAUCAAGCUUGCCCAAGUUCAAGAUAUCGUCACAUUUUAAAACAUGGUGAUAUUACAAAAUUGAUGCGCCAGAGAUAUUUGUGACUUGUAGUAAACACCAAAGUCUACACAGACAUGCAUAUAUGGUCGUUUAAAAAUAAUCGAUCCUAAUAAGUUUUCGUUUUAUUAAUUUUUCCUAUGAUUUACAUAUAUGAAAAUCGGAUUAAGAGAAAACCAAAUUUACAAAUUUCACAGCUAUCAUAAUACAUGUAUGUGACAAGACCAUAUAACUAUGUGCCAACAACAAGAAAGCUUCAGAUUGAUUAGGAUACAACUACCUGAAAAAUACAAGGAGAACUUCGACUUUAGAGUGAAGGCCCUUCGUCUGGAGUUACUGGAUGAAGGGCCUUCGCGCGGAACGUCGAAAUUCUCCUCAUAUAAAUUUUUCAGGUAGUUGCAUCCCUAUCAAUCCAAAGCUUUCUUAUAAAUGCAUAGCUAAUCUGGCCACAAUACCCAAAUGCCAAUGUCUUUAUUCAACUUCAUUCACAGAUUCUAGACACCGCCACACGAACUCGACUAGCAUUAGUAACAGCGACUCUUGCGAGACAAGUCCUGUUCGUCGGAAUGUCACAUUACGAGGAGGAAUUAAGGCCGGAUAUUUUCAUAAGCUGGCCCAAUAUGUUGCUAUGGAGUUGUGUGUGCAGUUAUGUUGUCAGGAGAAGGGCUGUGAUGUGGCAUUUAUGAUUGGCAAAAAUUGCUAUGGUGUGAAAUGCUUUAGCGAGGAGUUGUGUCAUGUUGUGCCUGCUAACAAUGCUCCACGAGCGCUUAUGAUUUCCAAAGUUGAUUUCAGGGGCGAAGGUAAGUCACUGAAGUACUGAACUCAAUGUAUCAAUGGAGUGAUAUUUCAGUUAGAGAAGAAGCUCGUAUCAGUUUAGGGAGGAGCUCCGUCAUGUAGUGUUUGCAAAAAGUGUUCUUAAAAUAUAUACAAAACUUCCCAAGUUAAUUUCAGGGGUAAUGGUAAUUGACUAAGAAAACUAAGAGUGUUUUAAUACAAGUUUCUAUGACAUGCAAGGUCACUGUACUCUUUUGCACAUGGAGUUAUAAUCCUUUCAACAUUGAAAAUAUAGCAUACUGUUAGUCCAAUAUAUUAUGCACAGUAGUACAGUAUGUUGCCAUAUAGCAUCAGUCCAUGCACAACUAAACUGACACUGGAAAAAAGGUGAAAUCCAUACUACGAAAUUUGCAAUUGCACCACUAAAUCCAUAGUAUAUCCAUCCUAUUUCCAUACUAUAUCCAUACUAUGGAAAUAUAUUAUUAUAAUGGAUAAUCAAAAUCCAUUCUAUUUCCAAUAACGGUUCAUACAAUUUUCAUUCUAUGACUUUCUAUGGAUUUUCAAAUUUUUUUCCAGUGUGAGUGACAGGGAGGUAUAUAGAUUAGAGAACAAUAGAAUUUUAAAGACAAUGGAACAACAUUCAGAUCACUGAAUCAUGACUAAUGACAUCGAGAAUUGCAAGAUUUUCAAAUCAAUAAAAAGAUAAUGAAACAUCCCAAUCACUGAAUCAUGACCGGAGGACUUAGAAAACAGGACAAUAUUCAAAACAAUGAAAAGACAAUGGAAAUUCUGAUCACUGAAUCAUAGACAACAAAGAAAACAGUGGGAUGUUAAAAAGAAUGAAAACAUUCCUUUAAAUUCCCAAACAUAACUUUAGUUGAGUUACUGCCUUACUGGGUAAUAUGCAAAUUAGUUUACUCCCACGUUGAGGGUGUCAUCAUAUACACAGAGAAUUUAUAUGUAUUAUUAAACAGCAAAGUUUAGUAUUGAAUGGGACAAUUUUCGAUCACAUCUGACUUCUCUAAUAUGGUCACCACUCUAACAGAAACAGUUCGCUAUUUCCAGAAAAAAAUCUUAUAUGUUUUUUAUUAAAGAUAAUCUUGAUAAUGCACUCUCUAAUACAGUCAACGGACACUAAACUCUGCCCCAGAAAAGAAAUAGAUAUAAAAAUAUUUUUCAUUAUUCUAGUCUAUCUCCAAAAGUUUAUGACAGAAAGAUUAAAAUGUUUCCAAACAUCAGUAGAACACAACGUCACGUUAAAAGGUGGCCUUCAAGCGGGAAAUUUCACCGCGGUCGGCCAUGUUGAAAAUAUUGACGCAUGCGCGAAGUUAUGUUGCGUCAGAGACGGCUGUGAAUUAGCGUUGAUGGUGAAUAAUCAUUGUUUCAUGGUUAAUUGUCUGAUUAAGGAACGGUGUCUAAGUACGCCUGUUAUGAAUAAACAAUUUCGCACCCAUAUCGCUAGAGUGAACAGAACUAAAGUGAUUGCCAAAGAACAACAGACAGGUAAGCAUUUUUAAAGUUCUUUACAAGCCUGGAAGUUGUGGCGGAAACAUUGUUUCUUACCUAUGUUUCCCAAAUGUGGGUAAAACAAAUGUUUUGGAUGGUUGGCAUAGAAGAAGACAUUGUUUCCCAAGCCACAUCGCCGAAUUAUGAAGGGGGCAAUAUGGUUUCAAUUAAGUUUGCAAACAAAAAAUCGGUUUAUAAACUCGUUGUUGUUGACAAAUAUUUUGCUUGCCAGAAUGAGAACCUAGUGCAUGUUCAGCAAUAAUGACAGUCAAAGUUUCCAACGAUGGAAAAACAGGUUAAAAUUAACUGGAACAUCGGAAUUUCAACAUAAACGAAUUAAACUGACUUUCAAUAUCUAUCCUUUGGAUUUGACUUAACAGCCAUAUUGUAAUUUAGAGAUAGGUACGUAAUAGGACCUCUUAGGGACUGGAGUAUUGUAUCAGUUUUUGGUAAUCUUCAACAUAUAUGACAAAAAAAUUUUUUCAAGUUUUUUUGCUUCCCUACACGAGCGCUAUAAGGCAAAAUGCCACCAAAUUUAGUAAUACCAAUUUUCUGCCGAUCCCUGUGUCAACAAAAAUGUCGCUUGUUUAAGCUCGCUAUUAUCGAAAUUAGAACCUUUCAUGCAAAUAGCCUUUUUGAGAUUGUUUACCAUUUACUUCAGACUGAAGGAUAUGAUGGAAACUUUUACUCUGUUACUGCAUCUCUAAGGAAAUCAAUUUAGGACAAGACCAAUAGAACUACGCAGUUUAAAUGAAGUAACUUUAGUUCAGGUUUCUUCAUGAGACUAAAUUAAAUUUUCCAGGUGGGAUUUAUAAAUCACACAAGUGAAAGGCAACCGUGUUUAAAUAUCUUUAAAUAAUAAUAAUAAUAAUAAUAAUAAUACUGCUCAUGUUCGUUAUUAUAACUCGAUAUAGUUCGUGCACUCAGUUCAGCACCGGGCAAAACAUCAAAGCUGAUGUGCAAGAAUGGUAUCGUACAAUACAACCAAACAUUAUUGGGCGGUUUCGACGCGGGGAAGUUUAAACUCCUCUCACAUUCUGCGAACAUGUCUGCCUGUAUUCGCCUCUGCUGUGGAGAGAUGACUUGUGAUGUAGCGUUCAUGAUCGAGAGGAAGUGUUAUGGAGUUGUGUGCAGGACGUUGAGAUUGUGUGAAACCAUUCCGGCCAAGACAUCUACCAUGUUGAAUCAUCUCAGCCCCAAGAUCUCGUAUAUUACCAGCAGGAAUGAAGAAGGUGAGCUAUAAUAUGCAGAUUUUUAGCCAUAACGGGAAACUAUCAGGGCCGUACACACCGGGGGGGGGGGGGCAGUGGGGGAAACUGCACUCCUUCUGACAUUGUUCAAAACCGAUUGGUAUUAUUGGAAGCCUUUUCACAUUAUUUUUACUGAAGAAAAACUGAAGCUGUCGAUCUCAUUGCCGCCUCUCAAAACGUUCCAAAACAUAGACAACAAAAGUCUCAGUGAUAGUAUAUUAUGACGGCAAUAAGAAAACGGUUUGAUGCAAAUUUCACAUAAUUUCACAUGUGAAAGUGAAAAUUCACAUGUAUACACUGUUAAUUUGAAGGUGUUAAAAUAACACCAAAAAUGGUGUCAAAUAAAAAGGUACAAAAUAACACCUUUUUGGGUGCUAUUUUAACACCACUUUGUAGGGUGUCAAAUUAGCACCUGCAAAGGUGUUAAAAUAACUCCAUUUUUAGUGUCAUAAUAGCACCCUUUUCGGUGUUGUUUUAGCACUCUAACCUUAGUGUUAAAAUAACACUCAAUUUUAGUGUUAUUUUAGCAUUACCGAAUAUUAAAAAUGUAUAUCCCUUCUAUCCAACACACAAAACAAUUAAUAAAAUAAUCUGUUGAAAAAUUUAUUUACAUUAUACUUUACAGCAUUACUUAUCUAUGUCAUAUAUGAAGUUUAUAGUAAAUUCAGAGUUAUUGCACCUAAGGUUUACACUAUAUAGAAACAUUCACAGAAAUAGACCAUGAUUGUGACGCCAUAACUCUCCUCGUACUACACUCUAGUCAUUAAAGAUAAGGACAAUACCGUAAACUUCCAACUAUAAGCCCUGGGCUUACAUUCUUUCGUAAGCAAUUUUUGAUGGGCUUAUAUAAGGGGGGGGACUUAUAUACAGGGGGCGUAUACAUGGACAAUCUUUUGUGUUAGUUUAAUAGUAAUAAACAAGUAUAGUAAUAGUGAUAAACAAGUGUUAAACAAGCAUAGUAAUAAUAAUGAUAAAUAGUUGUAAUAGUGAUAAACAAGUGGGCUUAUUUAUAUUUGGGUGGGCUUAUAUUCAGGGGGGGCUUAUAUUUGGAAUGAGGUGAGCGUUAGUACAUGUGGUGGGCUUAUACGUGGGGGGGGGACUUAUACAUGGGGGGCUUAUAUUUGGAGAUUUACGGUAUAUCCUGCAUGUACAAUACAUGCAUUACAUUAAUGAUAUAAUAUCAUCAUUAUCAUAAAUUGUGCAUUAUCAUAAACUGCAGGUUGUUGGCUACAUUGCACAAUUUGAAUUUUUCACAAACAUUCCCUCUGCAAUCAAUGAAAUCAAACUUAUCUCUUCCAGAGGUCCAGUACCAAUAGACAAGGGGUUGAGAUCCUGAUAAAAGGGAUUGAGCAUCCUCUACACAAAAAUAUUUAAACAUAGAAUAAAUUUCUGUACAGUAUGCAUACACAUAUAUAGAUUAAGUUCUUUCAAUUAAGUAUCUUAAUCUAUGUUAAUUGCUUAAUCCAUGUCCAUAAUAUAAACACACAGAUACUAAACAAUUGUUUCUUCAAAACCUGUAAUCACUGUAAUCAAUCAUACAGCAAAGUAGACUAUUCACUAGCUACAGUUGCAAACAGUAGAUUGUUUAACUACCUGAAAAAAUAAGAAUUUCUUUGAAUGAUUUUCUUAUUUUUCAAUCAGUAAUUAAACAACCUACUUUUGAAAAUACUUCUCACAAUUACAUACUUUGAUUCAGUUGGAUCAUUUCAAUACAGUUUAUAUCCGUCACAAUCCAAAUGAAAGUUUAUGUUACCGGUGAAGAUAAUUUGUAACCAAUAGAAUCUUUGCUGAAUGGUACUCUAACCCAUUAAGUGGGAGCCCUCUCCCCUUGACAAGUAAAAUCGUCUGGUGUUAGACAAAGUAAAAUAAUAAAGUAGGGUGCAAUUUAUGUGGCAUAGUUGACAUGAAGGGGUAACUAGGCACAUGAGCAGAUAUGACAGGUAACCCAUUAAGCACCAGCUCUCUCCCCCUGAUAAGUAAAAUCAUCUGGGAUCAGACAGAGUUAAAUAGUCUGGUAUUAAAUAAAGUAAAAUAAUAAAGUAGGGCAUAUCAGAGCAUAAUGCAACUCAAUCUGUAAUUUUCUGUGGUGAGUCGGCUACAAAAUGAAAAUUGGUAUUAUUUUACAUUCCAAGUUUAUUUGUAGAUACUGUAAUUCAUUGUCAAUUAAUAAUUUAACGUCAAUUAUUGACCAUUUAUUGGCAUUAAUUGUCAAAUUGCCACAAGAUAACAGAUAUAAGUUCACAUAAAACCCACCCACUUAUAAUGUCGAUUCGAUGUUGUUGUGGCAACAUGAAUCUCAGAAGCAUAUAAACAAUAGUAUGAGGGACUCAAACAUGUAUCCUCAAUAUAUUCAGGGAAUUUAGGAACAUUCUACCUGGGUUGUCUGGAUAUUAAAUAGAAAUACAGCUAUUUACUAUGAUAGCACAAUAUAGAUAACACAAAGGAAGGAUUGUUCUGCUCUUAGGCCCCAUUUACAUGAAACCGGGACGAAGUCAAACUGGAAGGAAAAUUGAAAUU